Molecule: messenger RNA, 1272 nt
Organism: Prorocentrum cordatum
Lineage: Eukaryota; Dinophyceae; Prorocentrales; Prorocentraceae
Source: the annotation of a GenBank genome assembly
AUGGCAGCUCCCCUCGGCCGCGCGCUCUUGGCCGCGGCCGUUGCGGUGUCGGGUCGGGUGUUCGGCCUGACCGCCGCCCCCCUGUCGAGGGACGUCCGCGGCCCAGACGGCGAGACGAGCAGGGAGGAGAUCGACAGGUGGCUGGACGAGGCCUCCGAGAAGAGCGAGGCCCUCGAGCAGGAGACGCAGUCCGUGCUGGACGAGAUCGCCAAGUGGAUCUGGGAGGACCCGCAGGCCAGGGAGGAGCAAGAGCUAGAGAUGCUGGAGGGCAUCCUGUCCAAGUGGGACGCCGAGAACGAGACGCGGGUCGAAGAGACGGCCCGGCGCAUGGCGGCGAUCGCGUUUCGCCGAGAGCUGCAGGCUUUGGUGAAGGCAAGGACCACGCGGCCGGCGCUGACGCUGACCAGGGAGGCGGCAUGGAAGAUGGCGACACCGCCGAGCAAGGAGCUGGCAUAUGCGGCCAACCCGGCGGACACGAUCGAGAAAUCGGAGGCUGGGGAGUCUUUCCCGGAGGUCGGGCUCGUCACCAAGGAGUUCAGGAACUUGGAGGCGGCCAGGGCGUUCAGAGGCCUGGCGGCGGAGGAGCUCAUCGACAGCAUACCGCGCGGCAAGAAGGCGAGGCGCCGCCACUACCGUCCAGCGCCACACGCGUCCAAAAGGACGAGGGAAAUGGUCGCCCAGGCGAUAGAGAGCUGGCUGCCCGAGGCUGCAAAGGAGACCUCCGAGAUCGACUCAGUGUAUGCGUCUGCUAACCAGAAGCUGGGCGAGCAACUGGAGACGAUUGCGAAGGAGCAGGCGGCCGACCAGGAGCUGCUCCACCAGCUGGGGAACGUCUCCACCGAGCAGGAGGAGGACGUCGUCCCAGAGGCAGACAAGGAGCUGGCGAUCCUGCAGGGCAUCUGGGACAGGUACGAGUUCGAGAGCAGAGCCGUCAGCGCGGAGGACCUGGCCGAGAGCCUGCACCUGAUGCAGGACCCCAGCGGGUGGUACAGCGAGGCCCUGAGGGCGUUGCACCAGAUCGGCCAGGGCGAGCCCGAGGCGCCCGAGAUCACGAGGCUGCGCGAGACGGUCGACAGGCUGGAGUCCGACCUGGAAGCGGUAGAGGAAGCGCUGAAGGAGGAGCUGGCGCAGGCCCCCGAGGAGUCUGGCCCCGCGAGGGCGCGCGCGAGCCAGCGCAUGGCUGCGCUCCGCCGCCAGACGACAGAGGCCGUGGCCGCAGCGGUCAGGGCCAGGAUCGACUCGCGCUUGGAGCGCGCCCGCAAGGGGCCCUAG